AUGCCCACAAAAAGGAAAACACUGUUGGAACGCGCCAAGGCGAAAGAGCUGAGGCAGGCAAAGCGCAUCGAACGCUCCUACACCCGCGAACGAAAGAUCGAGGUGCUGAUGUAUCUUCUUAACCACCGAGUUCCAGAUGUCCGCGCCCGCAGGUUCCCCCGUCGCCGCAUCGGCCAGCCACACGAGGGAGAGUCAAGUCAGCAACUGAUAGUUCAGGAGGAUCACGGCGACCAUAUCUGGUACCGCGCCCCAACCUAUUCCGAGGCCUCGGAGUUUUGGAAUAUUCCCACGCCGACCAUCCAGGGAUGGUGGGAUGCGCGCAAGAAGCUUCUCGAAGGGACCGGCGUUGAACUGCCCGAGCUGGCAACGACGGGCGCCUCUCCGGUGCUGAACGACGGAACGACCCAACCGACAUCCGGAGCUACGGACCGGGCUCAGGGAACAGUCCCGGGAGAAAAUGUGGGGGGACAGUCCGGCCGAGCUCCGGCCGAGAACGGGGCGGCACCGACCAUGUCCGGUCCCGUACCACCUCCGAACCCUCGCCAGAAUGGAGCCCCUUCAGCGAACGGGACAUCCCUGCCCGAUGGCGACGGGAUAUUGGCACCCAAUACAAGCGAGGCGCGAACUUCUGCUGCCCAACCGGCACCGACCGGGUCCGAGCAGCACCCGGCCGCCCCCGCCGCCCAACGGCCGUCGGCGAACGUGGCACGACCGGCUCCACGGUCGGCUGCACUGGGCCCACCUGUGCCGACAAACCCUCCGCCUAAUGUUAUGAUCGAAACCGGCCGCCCGCAGGCGCCAGCUGUGCAAACAUCACCAGCGCCUGCAGUACGGGGCCCACAGCCAACACCCACAGCAAACGCGGCGCCGUCCCAAACGACUACGGCACCCGGACCACCGCCACCAGCAGCCCACAGACAGCCUCCACCCGCGCCACAUGGCUCGCAGGCCGUCCAAAUCGAACCCUCUGCAUCGGCGACGCCGAACCAACCACCGGGCGUAGCACGGGCUGAAAAUCACGUCCUAAAUACCGCGCCCGAAAGCGCGCCUGCCGCGCCGGGCGCGAGCGCGACAUCGCCGGCACAGGCACAGCAACAACAGCAACAACAGCAACAACAACAACAUCAACAUCAACAACAUCAGGAGCCGGAGGGUGGGCGUACAGACGCAUCGGCGCCCGAAGACCAGGGCCUCGCACCGUCAUCGCCCAACAUGGACAUCGACACCGACGACGUGCCCAGCGGCGAAGAAGCAGCAGACGGCGCCGGGGGUAGUAGUGGCACCGAUGAUGGCGAGCGCGAUUCGCUCUUUGAGUCGGCGACGUCGACGCCUGCGCUUUGAGCCUUUUUCUGAUAUGUGACGGUGGAACGUGACUGCUGCCCGAGGGGGACUGCCUGAUUUUGUGCAUGCGUAGAAAGGGCAGAGGGAAGUAUAGGUAGUUUUUAAUGUUUGAAAAGCUGUGAUUUAUUAGGGUUGUUUGUUUUAGAGUAAGUGGCG
Molecule: messenger RNA, 1497 nt
Organism: Chaetomium fimeti
Lineage: Eukaryota; Fungi; Ascomycota; Sordariomycetes; Sordariales; Chaetomiaceae
Exons: 2
Coding region: 1-1341 (446 amino acids)
Source: RefSeq, a predicted model, not a curated record